AUGAAGUUGCUCUGGGGCCUCGGCUCCCUUUUUAGCUGUACUACAAUCGCCCUCGCCAAAGUCGAUCCCCCUUACUAUGCCAACUUGACCUGGCAGCCUGCGCGCAGCCUGUCCAACUGGUCCAACCUGACCGUGGAAACGCAGACAGGCACCUUCAUCGGUAUGCUCAACGAUACCUAUCCUAAUGUUCGGCAGUUCCUGAGAAUUCCGUAUGCUAAGCCACCGGUCGGCGACCUUCGAUGGCUGCCGCCGCAAAGGCCGGAAAAGUCGCGCAGAAAGUACGAUUCAACACGGUAUGGCCCAGCGUGUCCGCAGUACGUCAGUGGUGAGAGCAGCAUGUGGAACGAAUAUGCACCCCCCAACCUGUUGGUCAGCCUAGGCGAGGACUUGAACCAAGGGGCGGUGGCUUGGUCCUCGUCGGAAGACUGUCUCUCCUUGGCUGUCUGGACCCCAUCCUAUGCAAGUCACACCUCUAAGCUCCCUGUGGCGCUGUUUGUGACUGGUGGCGGAGGAAUAACGGGAGGGAUCGAAAUCCCGUCCCAGCUGCCCUCCCCGUGGGUCUCUCGUUCGCAGGAACAUAUUGUGGUAACAAUCAAUUACCGUGCCAACAUCUUCGGAAAUCCGAAAUCAAGGGCCCUGAACGACACGUCACUCACGCUCCUGGAUGUGAGGGCGGCUGCGGAAUGGGUGCAUGAAAACAUCGAGGCUUUUGGCGGAGAUUCGCAAAACAUCAUGCUCUGGGGUCAAUCGCAAGGGGCAGCCUUGACGCACCUCUACACCCUCGCUUUCCCUGACGACCCUCUGGCAGUCAAGUUCGGCGUCAUCUCUCAACCACCCUCCGUCACCAUCGACCUGAGCACCACCGACGAUGUCUAUCAGGACUUUGACAUCGUUGCCAAGGCUCUGGGCUGCAACUACGGUGAUGAUGCGGAUGCCGAGCUCGAGUGCAUGCGCCAGGUCUCAUGGGUCCAGAUCGAAGAGUACAUCAACCGGUACUCGGGCUCGCCGUCGAUCGCCUUUAGCAACUAUAUCCCCGAUGAAAAAUACAUCUUUGCCAAUGAAUCGCAGAGAUAUGCCGAAGGAAAAGUAGCUCGGGGUCCAGCCAUCCGAUCCGAUGCGGCAAGGGAGAUGGCAUCGGAUAAUACGACCUCGGUGAUGAUAGCGGAAGGGGAAUGGGAUUGCAGGGCAGCCCAGGACUCGGUGCUGAGGCGGUCCCUCGGGCUCGAUACAUAUCGAUACUUCUGGGGCGGUAACUUCUCCAACAUCAGCCCCGUGGACUGGCUGGGUGCCUUUCACUGGUCUGAUCUGCUGCUGAUCUUCGGUACCUACCGGGAAGACGUGGGUGAGGUAUCGCAGCUGGAGGUGAAGACAUCGGAGGCUAUGCAAGACCACCUUCUGGCCUUCCUGAAGGAUCCAUCCACGGUCAACGUUACCGUCGGGUGGCCUGCAUUUGAUGCGGACAGCCCCGGUGGUGGCAAGAUCCUCGAGUUCGGAAAAGAGACCCCUGUGCGCAUGGUAACUGGGGAUUGGCUUGAUGGAGGGUGUUAUAACUCCUCGAUUCCCUUUCGGAUCUGGGGGUAAGCUUGGGAACUGGAAGGCAUAUGGACAAUUAUCGCUGGCGGAAACCACAGUGUCAAUGUUGGCGUGUGAUGCAUAUUCAAGAUGACUCGUUCAUGUUCUGU
Messenger RNA from Aspergillus sclerotioniger CBS 115572, 1682 nucleotides. Its product is annotated as carboxylesterase, type B. The transcript is spliced from 6 exons. The record is from RefSeq and is a predicted model, not a curated record. Bases 1 to 1581 code for a protein of 526 amino acids. NCBI's taxonomy places the organism in Eukaryota, Fungi, Ascomycota, Eurotiomycetes, Eurotiales, Aspergillaceae.